This is a messenger RNA of Exophiala dermatitidis NIH/UT8656, 2427 nucleotides long. RefSeq lists its product as uncharacterized. The transcript has a single exon. Lineage: Eukaryota; Fungi; Ascomycota; Eurotiomycetes; Chaetothyriales; Herpotrichiellaceae. The record is from RefSeq and is a predicted model, not a curated record. The coding region runs from base 1596 to 2093 and encodes 165 amino acids.
CUCUUCUCCUGAUCGCCUCUGCAAGGGAAAUGGCCGCUUCCUGCUUCAAGGCUAAGGAGUGGCCUGCGAAGACUGGUCUGAUCGAACACUUUGAUUAGGCCCUGAAACACAAUCUCAUCAGCUUUUGGCUUCGGUGCUGACCCGAAGGUUGGAGUUUGGUGCUGCGAUGUCCGGCCUGGUGUCACCAUGGCAGAUGUCGAGAUGACAGGUGUGAUCAAGCUGUACCAGAGCUGGUCAUGCCGGAAUUCCGGAGUUGACCAGUAUCACUCUGCGAGAUACUGAGCAGACGUCGAUUUUGGCACCUUGCUGCCCGUUUUGGGUUCCGAGAUUUGACGGUUUUCGGCACGGAGGGCCCCUCCGCGACGAAGCGGUCCAUGAUCCCGGCCUUGAGCCACUAUGGGACCCAACCCAGUAUCCAGACGCCGGACGCACGUCGAGAGAAGGCGUGCUCAUAUCCAGCAAAGUCUUGUUAUUCUGGUAUGCGUUGCCUAAGCAGAACACAAUGUCGACUGGAGGUCUGUCGAAGCACAACUGUCGGCAAUCGAAUGUCUUUUCGCAAUGGUCUCAUGAACUACAAUACUACUAUAACAAGUGUGCAUACAAAGUAAGGGCCGCGCUAAGCUGUGAGCUUCGGUCGAUGUGCCAUUUCGAGCUGGAUCACCGUCAUGUUUCUAUCACUCUAUUUUCCUAGCCGCAAGCCUGGUACACGAAUUUAUCCUCGCUUAAGCUGAUUCCGAGCGGCUAUAAAUACAAGUGCUGGCAACAUCAGCGCCGAUAAGCUGAUCCUUGUACCAGAACAUGCCACAGGAGUCUUGAUCCAUGUUUCUCCUCUUCCGUCAGCCCCCGGGUUUCAUGGUGCCCUGCUGCCACUCUACCAACAUGAAUUCCUUGCAAUGUUUCUAUCCCUCACAACCGCUGGUUGAAUUAAGUCCUUAUGUUGGAAUUGUGCCCAUAUCCAGAUCAAACUGGGCAAGGUCAGGACAUGUUCAUGAGUGGUACUCGAUGUCCGGAGCCAAGCUUGUCUUCUUGCUCAGGGAGUCCCCGAAGUACGGAACAGAUGGAACUGAAUCAUAACUUCCUGCCCGAGGAGGAAGUUAGUUACCGCAGCAAAUGAGGCGAGACGCGAACGGAUGGCGCUUCUUUGAGACAGUCAUCACUUCGAACUCGGUGAGACCGAUCCGAGAUCGCCAGCCCCAACCCUUGCUUUGCCUCUCUCCCUGCUGAGCCUCCCGCGAACACGUCACCUCGACCAGAAACAAAGGUCGAGCGGAUUGCAUCUCAGGAUGCGGCGAGAGGGUUACCGGAGUCAACGCCCAUUGUCUGAUUCUGCGCCAGUAAAAGAACUGGAUCAGUUGUGUUAACGCUUAGAGGUGAGUUGGCUGCCGACGUAGAUCACUCUAACUCAAAAACGGAUGCCCAACUCGUACUGUCCCUUGAAUUUACAGGACACUAUAGGGACCUCUCUCAGAAUGGCGACGCAUUCACGCAUUCAUGUAUUUAAGGACCACCACCUCUCUCAAUUCCAUCCCGCGCCUGCCUACUGACUGGUUGCGAGAAAGGGGUCAUCUCCCUCCGAGUUUCGCAUUGCGCAGUGCAUGCGUGUGUUGAGACUUUGCAUCCAGGGGAGGGUUGCCGCAACCAACGCAAUCAACACCGAACCGGCCAAAGACAAAGACAGAGCAGCAAGCUGUUGGUGGCAGUGGUUAUACUGCAGGCGGCCGCCUCUCCCAGUCCGUCUCAAUCUUCAUCUCAGUCCCCAGGUCGACGUCAACCUCAUUUGCCCUGCACCUGCAGUGCUUGGAGUACCGACCCGGCCAAAAGCCAACCUGGAGAAGAUUCAGCUGAAAGUGGCAAGGAGAGGUUCGCCAGAGACAACGCCGGACCCAAUAAUAAAGCAUAAAGGUGAGCUGGGGGCGGGACUCUGGAGCCAAGAAGCCUCAGGAGAGAUGGACAUGGAGGCACCAGGGGAUGGAGGGAACCCCAGCAAACGACGAUCCACUGGGACAGGCGCACGGCCAUGUGGUUCUCUCUUCUACGGCGCCGUUAGAUAUAACAACGUCCGAAGAAUUUGGGGCACAAUGGGCGGCGAAUAAAGUGACAUGGCGCUCCAUUUUCUUUCACAUAUAUGACACUGUCAAACAGAUCUCUUCUCUUGUGUGGUGGAAGGAAAUGUCAUAGCUGAGAGAGCAGUUCAUAUCUGUUCACCUGAGCAAAUAUACGUAGACGGAUGGUCCGCUCGCCUGAUACUGUGCACACAGCUGAGCCUUCCGACACUCUGAAUACACCAAGAGCAUGCAGUGGUGAGCAAACAACAUAAUGGCAGUGUCGUCCUGACGCCAACACAAUACGUGCACGAGAGUCCUCACAUUGCAUUUAUCUGUCUAACUGUCUAGUCCUAAACUACCUUUCUAAGAAGAAGUCUUCUUG